AUGCCCGUUGAAGAAUCUCUCGAGAUUCUUCUGGCAGUUUUGAAGUCGUGUCGCAGCUAUGGUGGGAGAGUGGACAUGAGCAUGGCCAUGUGCGACGCCAAGACUCUGUACGAAGCCGUAGAAAGCGGGAGAACCGUUGACCAGAAGACCAUCAUUUCAGUUCUAAGUCAACGGAGUUCUAAGCAGAUUAAAGCCAUUCUCGUCUCCUACAAACAGCUUUAUGGGCAGGAAUUCUCCAAGUUCAUGAAGCAAAGCAAAUGUGGGCAGUUUGGAAAAGAAGUUGGAAUCGUAAUCCGAUGCAUACAAAAUCCCGAAAAGUUCUUUGCAAAGCAGCUAAUGAGGAUGAAGAGUGCUGAUGCUCGAGAGAUUUUGAUUCGACUGGUAAUCACUCGGUCGGAGAUAGAUAUCAAAGAUAUUGACGAGGCUUUUGCAACCAAAACGGGGAGUUCCAUUGAGAACCUUGUGAGAAGAGAAUUCAACGGUAAUAAAGAUCAGACUGCUGACAUUGUAGCUCGCAUCUUGAUUGGACUGAUGAAACGAAAUUGA
Molecule: messenger RNA, 546 nt
Organism: Alnus glutinosa
Lineage: Eukaryota; Viridiplantae; Streptophyta; Magnoliopsida; Fagales; Betulaceae
Exons: 2
Coding region: 1-546 (181 amino acids)
Cellular component (GO): cytoplasm
Molecular function (GO): calcium ion binding; calcium-dependent phospholipid binding
Source: RefSeq, a predicted model, not a curated record